CAAAUUACAACUUUUGGGUCGAGCGCGUGUGGAACACUCCCACUUAAGGUAUCGUCUCUAAAAGGAGAAAUCCAUAUAUGAAUACAAUAUAAUCCGUUAUUAAUUAAUUCCCAAUUGAAAUUAAGAGAAAAAUAAAAUUAAAGGAAAAAAAAAAAAAAAAAAAAGGGAAUCCGGCCAUGUACUUUGAUUCGCGCGCACGAACAUAUAUAGAUACGCGUAUACAGCGGUGAUAUCUAUAUAUCUUUGCACGAAUUGGGAGGUUUCUUCUGGGUGCGUGCAGCGGCCGCGACUCAGAUCUGAGUUCUUAGGAUUUGUGGAAAUUAUUUACCUCAGACGUAAUUAUUGAGAAAUGGCAGAUGGAAUGUCAAGUUUCUGGGGGCCUGUCACAUCUAAGCAGGACUGGUGUGAGCCGAAUUAUAAAUACUCUUCCUAUUUUGCCGAACUUUUCAACACCAUGUCUAAUGUUCCAUGCAUCCUUUUAGCACUGAUUGGUCUUGUGAAUUCACUGAGACAGCGCUUUGAGAAAAGGUUCAGUGUCCUUCACAUAUCAAAUAUGAUACUUGCUAUUGGGAGCAUGCUAUAUCAUGCCACGUUGCAGCGGCUGCAACAACAAGGAGAUGAAACACCUAUGGUGUGGGAAAUGCUCCUCUACAUCUACAUCCUCUACUCUCCGGAUUGGCAUUACCGAAGCACAAUGCCCACUUUCUUGUUCCUCUAUGGACUAGGAUUCGCAUUUGCACACUCGCAACUCCGAUUCGAUAUCGGUUUCAAGGUGCACUACGCCCUUCUCUGUCUUCUCUGCAUUCCCAGAAUGUACAAGUACUACAUUUACACAGAGGACAAAUCCGCAAAGCGCCUCGCAAAACUUUACGCGGCAACUCUUUCUCUCGGCACUCUCUGCUGGCUAGUUGACCGUCUAUUGUGCAAGGGCAUCUCAAAGUGGUACUUUAAUCCACAAGGCCAUGCCUUGUGGCAUAUUUUCAUGGGGUUCAACUCGUACUAUGCUAACACAUUCCUCAUGUACUGCCGUGCUCAACAAAGAGGGUGGGUCCCACAAGUGAAGCACUUUCUGGGUUUUUUCCCCUAUGUGAAGAUCGAAAAACCGAAAGCCCAGUAGAAAGUUGGGGGACAUUUCGUGAUGGUUGGUAAAAAAAAAAAAGUUGUCGUGAUUCAUUUUUGUCUUUUCUUUUUUCGGUUUGAAGAAUAUUAUGUAAAUGAUGAUAGAUGGGGAGUGAUUUGGUUGAUUGGUAGUGGUUAAGUUUUUGACUGUAAAAAUAGCUGUGUUUUUUGGUAAUGUAGCAUAUUUAUACACUCCCACUGAAAAUUACUUGAUCUAGGUAUAAUUUGUUGGAUUUCUAAUCUUUGAUUUUUCGUUUUUGA
Molecule: messenger RNA, 1380 nt
Organism: Erythranthe guttata (spotted monkey flower)
Lineage: Eukaryota; Viridiplantae; Streptophyta; Magnoliopsida; Lamiales; Phrymaceae
Product: alkaline ceramidase
Biological process (GO): defense response to other organism; ceramide metabolic process; response to salt stress
Cellular component (GO): membrane
Molecular function (GO): hydrolase activity, acting on carbon-nitrogen (but not peptide) bonds, in linear amides
Source: RefSeq, a predicted model, not a curated record